AUGAGCAAUUACAUGAUGAGCCACUUAAUGGUACUCAAUGAUGCUGGGAGCGAGACCACUGUGGGAUGGGUGUAUUUGCGCAAAGAGAAAGUUGUUAAAGGCGGUAUAACACCAUAUGCUGGGUUUGCGUCUAAUGCAGACAACCAAGCCUCAAAAAUCCUCCACUUAAUUGACUUAUUCAAUUCAGGUAACCAAGAAAUGAUCCAAGAAGCGAUCACCAGUCUCAUCAACACUCAAGGUUUCAAGGAGAUACUGUGGCAUUCAUUAUUUCGACCCAUUGCUGUGUUAGCUGGAGGACGCGCAAGAUUAGCAGAUUUAUAUCCCGAAGCCAUCCAAACCUUGACAGGUUUUCUGGGAAAGGGUAUUGUGGGCAUACUGACAACUCUGAUCUAUCAAGCAUUUACUCUGCCCUUGCCAUUGAACCUGAACAACCCUAGGUUGAAAUUGUUUGACAUAUAUCCCAUCAUCAUGAUUGCACUGGAUGACAUUGGCCAAGAAGCUCCCCUACCUGCAAGAGCAAAUGUCUUAGUUAUCGACCCCAAGAGCCGAGAACCCAGGACUAUGAUGGUAAAUGGAGUGAAGUGGCCGAGGAACAUGAGUGAUAUUAGGGAUAUAGUUGUCGUGACCACUCCUGAAUUGGAGGUCCCCUAUGCACAAUUCAUGCUUCCACUUUCUUUCAAGGCUGUGACCAUACACAGCUAUACCUAUCAACAGCUGUGUCAGCGAGGUUCAAAUGACAACGAGGUCAUAUUCCAGCAAACAAUUUUGAAGAACCAGAGGUCUUCAAUUGCACCUCUGCGACAAACGCAAAUUCUAGUACUGUGCAUAGAGAUCAUAGACAAUAAUCACUUAGAAGUAAUUUUGAUGGCCAGCUAUCUUGAUACGGCUAGCUAUCUUUGGACAGCCAGGCAUUUUGAUGGCCAGCUUACAAAUGGGAAUGAGAUAAUACAACAAACUUAUUACUCUCAUUACUCUCAACCGUCAUUUAUAAUGUUGAUUCCCUCAUGUCUUCCGCUGUUCAACUCCUUGGCUACUCAAGUCAGCAUGUUUGAACUCUCCAACGCACUACCCAGUCCUAGAUGGCUGGAUUUCUUCAUAAAACUCAUACCAACAGAAAAGCUCCGCACUGAAUUAUAUCUCCUGUACUUCUUGCUCAAAGGCCAAGUGUAUAUCGGCAAUAUUUGGCAAAUAGUUGGGGAACAGAUGUUGGAAAGUAAGAAUUCAUGGAAGGAAAGAGGGACUGAUGUCAGCUGGAAGUAUCUUUGUGCAGCCAGGCCAUUAAUCACCUGGAGCAGCUGCUGGAUGAUGUGUAAGAGACUUCGACUUCAGCAAGCAAAUCACUCUAGUCUUUCGGCUGCUGAGCAAUUCACUUAUACACCGCUAGAACAACAAACAUCGUUCACUGUGAAGAGUUACCUUUGCCCCCACUGCCCUGACUCUCCCACCACUUCUACCAGAGGAAUCCAGAUACAGAUCCCAGACAGGGUUCUCAGUGUACUCCUAAUAAAUUUUAUUAUUCAAGUUGAUGCGGUAAAUGCAAAGAUCACCUUGACUUAUUAUCUGUGUUUGAUAUACACUCAACUUCAACCUAUAAGGCCAAAUAAGGAACAUUGGUACUUAGUUAGACUAAAUAAUGUCUCGCGUCAUCUACAGCCCUCAACUCAGCGACAACGGACUUAUGCAAUUGCAAACGUUGGAGGUGAAUAUGGACUUGAGGUGGCCACCACACCAACUCAUCUGCACCGAACACUAUGUGAGAAAAUGAGAAAACUGUGUGCUGAUGGCUUCACUUGCAUGUGGCGCACAUGCUUGAGAUUGGCGAUGCAAAGGGAAUGCUCAGAAUACAAUACCCUGCAUCACCAUGCAUCAAAGUACAUGCAAUUCAUUGAGUUAUUACCACUAAUUGUGCCAAGACUGAUUGUAGCACAACACCUUCUUGCAAGUUUGCAAGUUAGAAAAUCUAUGUUGGCAACAUUGAACCCUCAACUGCAGGCAGUGGCGGGGCUGUCUCAACAUGGUAUUGGUAUCUGGCCAACACAACUACCCCAUGCAAAUGAUGCACCUGAAGAUACUUCGGUCCCUAAGAGAGCAAUCCAUGAGCCCCAGCCCGCAAUUUUUGGAGAUUGGCAAGAGUUGAUUCACCUGUUAGGCGGGACAUAUUACUAUAAUACUAACAAGAAUGCAUACACAUUGGUGAACCUGAGGAACUACCAAUAUUUACAGAUGCUCAAUGAUUUUGUUGAUGCAUCACAAGCCUCAGCAAAAGAAGACAGCUGGGUGCUGAACUUGAACUUGAAGCUCAAUAUUGCUGUGUUGAUAUUCUGGACUUUGGAUGACAUGAGUCUAAUUAUCACACAACUGGCCAAUAUUGGCAGGAUUUUGUAUAUCCUUUUGAGAGAGAGGCCUAGAAAGCACAAAUUUCUGUCUUGGAUGGCCAACGUUGCAGCUACAGUUCUAUGUAUGCUGAUCACUAUUGAACGCAUCAGGAGUACUUCUGUUGAUGGUAUUAUCAAUGGGGUGGAAGUACAGAUGUUCAUCGAUGAUUUCAGCAGUCAAACUAAAAACCAAAUCACCCUAGCAGGUGUCUCCAUGGCCUUGGAUAUCGCCAUCCUUGCCAUUCCAGGCUUAGGCACAACAGCCAUUGCACAGACGCUGUGCUCCUGCUCCUUCCUUUUGGGUGUUGGUUGCAUUUUGCACAGGCACGAUGGUGCAGCACUUUUAAUUAUCAUCAGUGUGUCAGGUUCCAUCCUUGAAUUCUUGGCAGGUGUCUCAAUCAACUUCAAGCCAUCAACACCCUUAGUAGUUUCAUGCUUUGUUACAAUCAGCAUUGUGGCCUGGCUAGGGCAUGGCCACAGUGAUAUAUUUGUCUGGAAAAUGUGGAGGACAUUCUGCAAGUACCACAGAUUUGGAAUGGAAUGCAUUGGUGCAUAUAUACUUGCAUCUCACAAACCCCACUUGAAGUCAGGACCUAAAGGGUAG
Suillus subaureus is the source of this 2979-nucleotide messenger RNA. RefSeq lists its product as uncharacterized. The coding region runs from base 1 to 2979 and encodes 992 amino acids. The transcript is spliced from 37 exons. The record is from RefSeq and is a predicted model, not a curated record. Lineage: Eukaryota; Fungi; Basidiomycota; Agaricomycetes; Boletales; Suillaceae.